ACUUGCAAUAUUUAUUUAUUAUUAAACCUAGAAGUAGAAAUGUCAGAAGACAAUACUCAUGUCAGGGAAUAUAUAUUGGACGCGGACUCUGAGCUUCGAUUUGAAAUCGAGCAAAAAGAUGCCAAAGUUUUCGUGACGCUCAUCUCCGGGUUUGCAGAGCUCUUUGGCACUGAAUUGGUAAAGAAAAAGAAAUAUGAAUUUGGCAUCGGCGCCAAAGUGGCUAUAUUUACCUACCAAGGCUGCGUGCUGCAAGUGACGGGCAAAAUGGAUGUGUGUUAUAUUUCUAAAGAGACACCGAUGGUACAAUAUAUAAAUUGCCACGCCGCUUUAGAGCAGUUUCGAAUCGAAGCCGAAGAACAGGAUAAACGUGGCCCAGUUAUUCUAAUUGUAGGGCCCAUGGACGUGGGUAAGAGCACACUGUGUCGCAUUCUGUUAAAUUAUGCAGUACGCGUAGGCAGACGACCGCUUUACGCAGAUCUCGAUGUGGGCCAAGGCGCUAUUUCCAUUUCCGGCAAUAUAGCUACUAUCCUCAUUGAACGACCAGCUAGUGUUGAGGAAGGAUUUGCAAAAACAGCACCAUUAGUUUAUCAUUUUGGUCACAAAUCUCCUAGUGGCAACAGCGUGCUUUACAAUGCUGUAGUAUCGAAAAUGGCUGAAGUGACACUGCAAUCGUUGGACGCCAAUAAACGGACUAAAAGCUCAGGCAUUAUUGUCAACACCUGUGGUUGGGUUAAGGGUUACGGCUAUAAACAUUUGCUGCAUGCUGCCCGAGCUUAUCGCGCUCGUGCCAUUUUUGUAUUGGACCAGGAACGUUUGUACAAUGAUCUGUUGCGGGAUGUACCGACCAACGUUCAUGUUGUUCUCUUGCCAAAAAGUGGCGGCGUGGUAGAGCGUACUAAAGAAUUAAGGCAUGAAUCACGCGAGCAGCGUAUAAAGGAAUAUUUUUAUGGCAAUAUGCGUACGCCUUUUUAUCCAUUUUCGUUUGAAGUAAAAUUUCAAGAUCUACGGUUAUACAAAAUUGGCGCUCCACCAUUGCCCGAUUCCUGCAUGCCGAUCGGUAUGAAGGCGGAAGACAACAAAAAAAAAGUUGUAGCAGUUACACCGACGCCAUCUCUACUACAUCACAUUCUUACAUUAAGUUUUGCAGAGUCGACGGAUGAAAAUGUCAUUGGUACUAAUAUUGCUGGAUUUUGUUGCGUCACGGAGGUGGACAUGGAGCGACAAUCUGUAAUGUUGCUCUCUCCACAGCCACGACCAUUGCCUGCGAAUGCGCUGUUGUUGUGGUCUGAAUUACAGUUUAUGGACAAUCAUGCCUAAAAUUUGCGCUUGUGAAUACAAUUUUUUGGGUGUGCAAAAAGU
Molecule: messenger RNA, 1359 nt
Organism: Drosophila hydei
Lineage: Eukaryota; Metazoa; Arthropoda; Insecta; Diptera; Drosophilidae
Gene: cbc
Product: protein CLP1 homolog
Exons: 4
Coding region: 40-1317 (425 amino acids)
Biological process (GO): tRNA splicing, via endonucleolytic cleavage and ligation
Cellular component (GO): nucleus; mRNA cleavage factor complex
Molecular function (GO): polynucleotide 5'-hydroxyl-kinase activity
Source: RefSeq, a predicted model, not a curated record